Ylistrum balloti is the source of this 2569-nucleotide messenger RNA. Its product is annotated as leucine-rich repeat-containing protein 74B-like. The transcript is spliced from 13 exons. Gene Ontology annotation, molecular function: protein binding. The coding region runs from base 23 to 1777 and encodes 584 amino acids. NCBI's taxonomy places the organism in Eukaryota, Metazoa, Mollusca, Bivalvia, Pectinida, Pectinidae. The record is from RefSeq and is a predicted model, not a curated record.
AAAGUGAACUCGACCCUGCGGGAUGAAUUUGACAGGGGGAGAGGAGGUGGUCGAGGAGGGACAGGCCAAAGAGCCCCCCGCCCUAGACCCGGCGAUAGAGGCACAGGCACAACUUCUGUUGUCCUCCGUGCCUGAGGAGACAGAUGUCGAUAUGGAGAUCGACAAUGGCCUCGGAAGUCGGACGGACACCAGAUUAUCUUUAGGACGUGUUCCGUCACAGAUGUCUCGUGCCACCAUGGUACGGACGCCGGCUGCAAGACCGACAACCCAGGGCAAAGAAAUUCACGAAAUGGUAGACGAGGAGAAUAUACUGAUCACAGAGUUAAAACAAUCUGAAUACCGAUUGGAGGAGAGUGAGGAAGUCGAAGCGUCCAAGGAGCCAGACAUUUUGGUCCUGGAAGACAAGGUUCCCGUCACAGCACGAACAGACGAGGAUGAGUACGACACAGAUUUGGAGGUAGAAGAGGAUAGUGAGGAUCUCCAUGACACAAGCGGAAGGUCCAACUACAGGAAGAUCUGUGCUCAGUUUGGUGUGGUGCCUAUAUCCUACUUUGUCCGACACAUCAUGGACCAGGAACUUGUAAUGCGUUACCAUGGUCUCGGACCUGUGGCCGCCAAGGCGAUGGCAUUAGUUCUUAGGGACAAUGUGACGUUAGAAAAGCUGAAUCUUGAUGGAAAUUGGAUAGAAGGUCCGGGAGGUGAGGCGAUGGCCCGGAUGUUGGAGGAAAACGACUAUAUAUCAGAAGUGUGUUUAUCAGACAACCGACUCGGUACCACUGGAGCCAGGAGUUUGUGUAAGAUGCUGGGUGUAAACACAGGACUGAGGAAGAUAGAUUUAUCGGAUAAUGCAUUCGAAGAUGGAGACGUCGAAUAUUUCGUAGAAAUGUUGGAAAAUAACAAGUAUUUGAAGUCGCUGGAUUUGAGUCGCAAUCGAUUUGGGGAGCAGGCUGGCGAAUUGCUAGGACCAGCUAUAGCCUCCAACGAUAUCCUCGACACCCUAGACCUUAGCUGGAACCAUCUUAGACAGAAAGGGGCGGUGUCCGUAGCACGUGGUUUAAAGGAAAAUGUGCGGCUAAAACGGUGUUCAUUGGCGUGGAACGGUUUCGGACCGGAAGGUGGUACUGCAAUCGCUGAUGCCCUUGUAACCAACAACUCUCUACAUGAAAUCGACAUCAGCGGCAACCGAUUAAACGCUGAUGUAGCCACGAAGGUAGCGAAGGCUAUAGCCGUCAACGACAACAUCCGGGUACUUAGGAUGGGAAAUAAUUUACUGACGACUAUUGGUGCGAUCGAUCUGGCUCGCUCCAUCAACGAGACCGAGAGCAGUGAAAUGGAAGAACUCGACCUCACCGAUGUUCCAGUCGAAUUUGAGUUUUUGCGAAUUUGCGAGGACAUCAAGAUGAAACGACCAAACUUCAAGGUGACACACGGCCCCAUACUGAGGUCUGGUAACACGAUGGAGGACUUAGGUAAACCAGCCAUUGACCCCUUCAAGCGGAAGGACCCCGUCAUGGUGCUACAAGAUCACAUCGUCGUCAACGACAUGAGGCUUCUAGACAUCUUAAAGAGACACGAUCCUGACGAGACCCUGCAGGUCACCCCGGAACAGUUCAUGGCCGCACUGGACGAACUGGCCGUACCAUACGACAAGCCGAAAGUAAACGAGGCUAUUGAACGCAUAGCUAAGGAACAAAAUGGACGCAUAUACUUUGGUGACUUCAUCAAACAAUUCGAACAAGCCAAUGAUGUUGUUAAAGAAGGCAACGAAGUCACGUGAUUGUAGAUGCGCGUGACGAAGAACCGCCUAUACGGCCGUAUACAUCGGUUUGUUCGUACAAAAUGUGGAACAGAAUUGAUUGUCGUGUAUGGUAGACUUGCUUGUGUCUUUACAUCACUACUCAAUUACUUUUUACAAAUAACGAUGAAAUGGGCUAGUUUUAUUAGUCCAGUUGUUCUAUAGAUAAACGCAAAAUAUUUCGGCAUAAUGAUUGACAUGUACUUUGUUAAAGUAUAAUCUGCUCUUCUUUCUCAUGAUCAGGGUAACAUUGACGCCGCAUGUCGGUGUUGUGUGGACACUACAUCUGUACAGCCAGGUGGUAUAUUAUCUGUGUUUCCUGCUGGGAAAAUACAGAAACUGGCGCUCAACGCAGUGAUGUCAUAACCCUUACUUCUUUUUGUCUCGUAAGACAGGAAACGUUGGACCUCGACACAAUAUAUGUGUUGGGACGUAUCUUUAUAUGGAAGGUAUUUCGGAUACUUUGUUAUCAUUAUUGUUCAUGAUGUGUAAAGUCUAUGCUAGUGACGGUCCUGGAAGCCAAAAUCAAGACAAUACAAUGAGAUCAUGGUACCGUAACUUUACAGCUUAAUGUCGCUAUUUCCUUAACUACUUCGCGAUGUGUACCUGUUUUACAUGUAUGUACAGUGUACAUGUGUCGUAUGUGUAUUCAUUUUCAUGUGUGUUUGUAUUCCGUAUUUAUUACUAUUUGUAAAAUGGAAAACGGUAUUUUGAUAUCAAAGUUUAUAAUAUUGAAUUUUGAUUGAUUUAUCUAUAAACACAUUAUUUCUAUAA